AAUAGGUCGUCUCCUGAGCGAAAGUUACGUUCUCACGAGCUUCUUCUCAGAUUUCCGACCCACGCAUCGUCAAUCUUUACCUUUGUCCGGAUAUCGUUACCAGGGAGGAAUAUUUUUUCGAUACACUAGCUAUGAGCGGCAAUAUACAGGAUUAUUUUGAGGGUAAAAUUGACUUUGUUGGUCAACAGCGUGUCGACGAGAUUGCCCGGAUAUGGCUGUUUUCCUUCACUGCCCUGUCAUUCCUGCUAGGAUUUGCUCUCCAAUCACUGAAGAUAUCUUUUGUGCUUUUGGGCGCGUCAACAGUCGUGCUGUGUGCGAUUGUUCUCCCUGCAUGGCCAAUGUACAAUAAACAUCCCGUGAAGUGGUUGCCUGUGCUUAAACUUCCUGAAGGGAAGGCGAAGAGUAGAUGAACAACUAACUACCUGCCUCGAUCAUUUUGUUUGUUUCCCCACAAUUUUCGUCCAGGACUAUUUGUAUCAUGAACCUGAACCCAUAAAAGCAUAUCGCGAGCACCAUCGUUCAGUCAUGAAAAUGCAACACUCGCGACUUGUUCAAAAUUUUGCGGAAGUUUAGUCCCGAUUGUGCGUGCGUGGGGGUAGCACAUAUGGUACUCCAUCUGAUUCUGUGAGCUCAAGGUACCUAUUCUUAAAUCAUCGGGCAGUCUACAGACGUUAGAUACUCGAGCUUGUCUCGGAAAUUAUGUAGGGCUACAUUCUUG
Messenger RNA from Lentinula edodes (shiitake mushroom), 718 nucleotides. Its product is annotated as microsomal signal peptidase 12 kDa subunit-domain-containing protein. Gene Ontology annotation, cellular component: signal peptidase complex; endoplasmic reticulum membrane. The record is from RefSeq and is a predicted model, not a curated record. Gene Ontology annotation, biological process: protein targeting to ER. The transcript has 4 exons. The coding region runs from base 132 to 410 and encodes 92 amino acids. Lineage: Eukaryota; Fungi; Basidiomycota; Agaricomycetes; Agaricales; Omphalotaceae.